AUGGCAGACACCCUCAGCCGACGAGUCCACUUGCUGAACCUCGUGAAGGUUCAGGUGACAGGAUUUGAGUCCCUAUUGGAUUUUUACACAGAUUGCCCAGACUUCGGCCACGUUCUACGAGCACUCUCGGAUGGUCCAUCCCGAGAUCAUAAAGACUUCCUUGUGGUCAAUAGAUGUCUAUUCUUAGGAGCAGACUAUGCGUUCCACGCACAUCCCUCCGUGACUUCCUCACUUGGGAAGGUCACGCAGGAGGUCUAUCUGGCCAUUUCGGUUGCGAUAAGACCAUCACAGUGGUCGAGUACUAGUUCUACUGACCGACCCUCAAGCGCAAUGUAGAGAACAUUGUCGCUCAGUGUCGAGUGUGCGCACUCGCCAAGCAGGUAAAGAAGAAUGUUGGACUCUACACGCCACUUCCAAUGCCGACCCACCCAUGGGACGACGUUAGCAUGGACUUUGUUUUGGGACUCCCGCACACUACACGACGACACGACUCGAUUAUAGUGGUUGUCGAUAGGUUUUCAAAGAUGGCACAGUUCGUGCCAUGUUCGAAAACCUUUGACGCCUCUAAGGUCGCUAGCCUCUACUUUAGAGAAAUUGUGCGCCUUCAUGAACUACCCAAGUCCAUAGUCUCAGACCGUGACAUACAGUUUACCAGCCACUUCUGAAGGACUCUUUGGAGCUUACUUGAGACUAAGCUCAAGUUCUCCAUUGCUUACCAUCCACAAACUGACGACCAAACCGAGGUCAUCAAUUGUAGCUUAGGGAAUCUACUUCGAUCAUUAGUCGGCAAGAGCUUGACUACUUGGGAUCUGAUCAUACCACGCGCUGAGUUUGCUUAUAACUCCUCAACCAACCGUACCACUGGUAUGAGCCCCUUCGAGAUCGCACACAGUUUAACACCCCACAAGCCCCUAGAUCUAGUACCCCUAGACCCUCAUGUUAGAGUUUCCGAGGAUGGUGUUGCAUUUGCCCAAUAUGUUAGUCAGUUGCAUCAGAACAUCCACGAUAGGAUACAGAGUUAGAAUGUAUUGUACAAGCAAGCUGCCGAUAUGCAUCGUCAACCCCGGAUCUUCUAA
This is a messenger RNA of Spirodela intermedia, 1076 nucleotides long. NCBI's taxonomy places the organism in Eukaryota, Viridiplantae, Streptophyta, Magnoliopsida, Alismatales, Araceae. The record is from the annotation of a GenBank genome assembly.